AUGAUGUCCGAUUCAUUUCCAACUUCGGCUUCCACACCACCGCCAUUUGGAAUUGUUGGUGAGUUUUUUUUUUGAAUUUUUGACGCCCUAAACCCGAAUUUAAAGGAACAUAGGCUUAUUUACAUUCAAAUUACGUCUCGAGACCCAAAUUUAAAGGAACAUGGGCUUAUUUGAUCGAAAUUUCGUCCCUAGACCGGAAUUUAAAGGAACAUAGCCUUAUUUGAUCUAAAUUUCGUCGCUAGACCCGAAUUUAAAGGAACAUAGGCUUAUUUAUAUUCAAAUUUCGCCUCGAGACUCAAAUUUAAAGGAACAUAGGCUUGUUCAUAUUCAAAUUUCCCCUCGAGAUCCAAAUUUAAAGGAACAUAGCCUUAUUUGAUCUAAAUUUCGUUCCUAGACCCGAAUUUAAAGGAACAUAGCCUUAUUUGAUCUAAAUUUCGCGUCGAGACCCAAAUUUAAAGGAACACAAACUUGUUAGAACUAAAUUUCGUCCCUAUACCCGAAUUUAAAGGAACAUAGGCUUUUUUAUAUUCAAAUUCCCAAAAAUCGAUAUUUCAGACCCGCCAGCUGGUCAAAUUCGAAAUUCUGACAGUGCAGAUGUGAUGAGUCGAAUUCCAGGUCUACCGAAAGUCGCAGAAGCCGUGUCAAAGUGAGUGUGGAUUUUUCGCGCCAAAAAUCCAUGGAGAAAAGUACAGCACAAAAAAAACGUGUUUGACAUAAUCCACUUGACAAUUAACAAACACAAAUAUUUGUUUAACAAGAAAAAAAAUAAGAAGUAGCUAACUAUGUAACUUGUUAACAGUUUUUUCUCUCUCUCAUUUCAUGCUCAUUUCGCUAAAAUCGUCUCCGGAAAUUUUGCGCAGAAAAAUGCCGGACAGAUCGGAGUCGUAUCGCAAGAGUUUGCGAUUUUUUCGAGUCAGAAAUUCGAAUUCGCGAAAAUUUGUCGAAUGUCCGCGGUGAGAGCUUCAUUUUGAGUGGAAACAAGGCUGUGUUCCUUUAAAUUUGGGUCUCGAGGCGAAAUUUGAAUAUAAACAAUCCUAUGUUCCUUUAAAUUCCAGUCUAGGGAUGAAAUUUUGAUCAAAUAAGGCUAUGUUCCUUUAAAAUCGGGUCUAGGGACGAAAUUUUGAUCAAAUAAGCCCAUGUUCCUUUAAAUUCGGGCCUCGAGACGUAAUUUGAAUGUAAACAAGGCUAUGUUCCUUUAAAUUCGGGUCUAGGGACGAAAUUUGAAUAUAAAUAAGCCUAUGUUCCUUUAAAUUCCGGUCUAGGGACGAAAUUUGAAUAUAAAUAAGCCUAUGUUCCUUUAAAUUCCGGUCUAGGGACGAAAUUUUGAUCAAAUAAGCCUAUGUUCCUUUAAAUUCGGGUCUAGGAACGAAAUUUAUAUCAAAUAAGGCCAUGUUCCUUUAAAUUCGGGUCUAGGGACGAAAUUUAGAUCAAAUAAGCCUAUGUUCCUUUAAGUUUGGGUCUCGAGACGUAGAAUGUAAACAAGCCUAUGUUCCUUUAAAUUCGGGUCUAGGGACUAAAUUUAUAUCAAAUAAGGCUAUGUUCCUUUAAUUUUGGGUCUCGAGGCGAAAUUUGAAUAUAAAUAAGCCUAUGUUCCUUUAAAUUCGAAUCUAAGGACGAAAUUCGAUCAAAUAAGGUUAUGUUCCUUUAAAUUCGGGUCUCGAGGCGAAAUUUGAAAAUAAAUAAGCCUAUGUUCCUUUAAAUUCGGGUCUCGAGACGUAAUUUGAAAAUAAAUAAGCCUAUGUUCCUUUAAAUUUGGGUCUCGAGACGUAAUUUGAAUGUAAAUAAGCCUAUGUUCCUUUAAAUUUACUUGGGUCUCACCCCGAAGUAUUUUUCCCCGCCAAAUUCAAAUUUUCUUCUUCCAGCAUCGAUACCGCGCAAGUUGCCGCCAAAGUGGAUAAAUUCAAAAAAUGGACAAUUGGCACGUUCAAAAAUUCGAAACAACAACUUUUGGAGCAAAUGGGAAAAAUCGAGAAAACUCAAGAUCCCGAAUUCGAGGCACAAUGUGAACAAUUAAAGGAUAUUCAUAGAAGAUAUGGUCAAAUUGUGGUGGCUUCCAAGAAUUUCAGCAAUAUUUUAGCGCAAAUGGCUGAAGCUGAAAAACAACUCUCCGAAUCGUUCUAUCAAUUAUCGCUGAAAGAAGAAGCAUUGAAGGUGAGUAUUUUAUUUAAAAAUAGUCGGAAACCAUUUUUGCCACGUCAUAACUCACAGGCUCAAUGCACAACAACAUCCGAGACAAUGCGCGGAGUUGGAGAACAGGCGAGCUCUUUGGACACGUGUCUUCGAUUUUUCAUCUCUUCUAUGGAGACGGUGUAUAAUCAGACGAUUACUGACACGUUGCACACGAUUUAUUCGACAGAAUCGGUGAGAUUUUGGGGAUUUUCGGGGUUGACACGAAAUUUGGAGCAUUUUGAGUGUAAAUAUGACUAUGUUCCUUUAAUUUUGGGUCUUGUAACGAGAGUUUAAAGGAACAUAGCCAUAUUUAUAUUCAAGCUAUGUUCCUUUAAAUUCCGGUCUCGAUGCGAAAUUUGAUGCAUUUUGAAUGUAAAAAAGCCUAUGUUCCUUUAAUUUUUGGUCUUGUAACGAGAAAUGGAAUGAAAGGAACAUAUUUACAUUUAAAAUGCAUCAAAUGUCGCAUUGAGACCGGAAUUUAAAGGAACAUGGAGCAUUUUGAGCAGAAAUUAGCACAUGUUCCUUUAAAUUCUGGUCUUGAGACUCAAAAUGCGCCAAAUUUAGGUUUUUUACUAGCUCCUUGAACAUUUUACCUUUUCUUCUUGAAAAAUGCUCUUUCUCCUAGGCUCGCAUCGAAUACGACGUGGAUCGCAACGAGAUCUCAUCAGCUCAAGAAUCGCCAAACUCGAAAACUCUUCCAGCCGGCGCCACCGAAAAAUGUCAAGAAAAACGUGAAAAAUACGAAAAUCUCAAAAAAGAUGUGCGAAUCAAAAUGCGAUUAUUGGAAGAGAAUCGAAUUUCGGUCGUCGCCUCUCAACUCGAAAAACUCCAAACCGCCUUAGCCGCCUAUUAUUCGGGAAAUGCGAAAUUGCUCGAAAAAUCGGUUCGAGACCUCAAUUCGAUUCAAAUACCUCAACCUAGUUUUAUUCCGAAUUCCAAUAAUUUUAUGUAA
Messenger RNA from Caenorhabditis angaria, 3121 nucleotides. The record is from the annotation of a GenBank genome assembly. Lineage: Eukaryota; Metazoa; Nematoda; Chromadorea; Rhabditida; Rhabditidae.